This is a messenger RNA of Gossypium arboreum, 2654 nucleotides long. RefSeq lists its product as uncharacterized. Gene Ontology annotation, biological process: N-terminal peptidyl-methionine acetylation. The coding region runs from base 285 to 2474 and encodes 729 amino acids. The record is from RefSeq and is a predicted model, not a curated record. Gene Ontology annotation, cellular component: NatC complex. Lineage: Eukaryota; Viridiplantae; Streptophyta; Magnoliopsida; Malvales; Malvaceae. The transcript has 16 exons.
AAUAUUUCUAUUUCAUAAAGAAAGGGAGAAAAGAAUUGUUGGGUUGAGAAAAGGUUGAUAUGGAGCGAGGGGACCCGGCCCGACCCAGAAGAUGCCCUAAACCCUCUCUCAGCUGUGUUGGUUUUACGAGGAUUGUUGUGGCAACUGGCACUGUAAAGCCAAGACUGAAACGAAAACAGCAUCGUCAACCUCAACCUCAACCUCAACCUCAACCUCAACCUCAACCUCGCUUACUCACUGCUUGAGAUCCUCAGCUGUUCAAAACUUUUCAACUCAAUAACCUAAUGGCUGAUAAGCCAGUUUAUGAAGAAGCCUCCAUCGACGGCCAACCAUCCAAGCUUGCCUCCAUUCCCGCCAGCGACACCACUGUCUGGGCCGACGCUUCGCCUCUCCUUCAAGCCGCCUGUGCAGGUCUUAGAGAUGGAGAGCUCAUUCAUGGGGACAAUUUCAACCUUUUUGCUGCCAUGUCUGCUUUAGAGAUAAUGGAUCCAAAGAUGGAUUCAGGUAUUGUUUGUACAUAUUAUUCUAUUGAUGAGGCCAUUGAAAAUGGUGCUGCUCCUAUUCCUAUUAGCCUUGACAGCACCAUUGAUGUCUGCCGCACCAUUGAUAUCAUGGACCAUCUUCUAGCUUGUGAGGCAGCAUGGCAUAAGGGUCAUUCCUUGGCACAAACUGUGUUUUCGUGCAUCUAUCUUCUGAGGCUUGAUAGGACUGCUCCACAUGCCUUAUUGCAUUCUUAUUGCAGAAUUAUACGUGCAACCUGCAAGGCAGUAGUGUCAGUUGUUUCAGAUGCCCGCACACAUGAAGAGGAGGAUCUUUUCACCAUGACAUAUGGUCUUCCUUUAAAUGGGGAUGGAGAUGAUAAGUGCUUGUCAAUAUUGAAUGCUGUUGAAGAGACAAUAUCUCGCCAGUUACGUGCAUGUAAAGCUACAUCAUCAAAAAGAAGACUACCAGAAGAUUUGGAGCCAUUACAGUCCAACCCCAAUUUGGAAGAAGGAUUCUGCAAAGCUUUGUUGUGCCGCUUACGUUUUCGUAAGCAUUUUUUCCAUGUCCUUUCAUGUAUGAAACGACCCCAGGGGAGGGGUCUGGAGUCUGCAAGAAAACAUAUAGCUUCCUGCUUGACUGAGCUGGAAUCCAUUCUAAAAUCAGCGGACUUUCUGAGGUCUUGUUUUGAUGAAUCUUGUGAAGGUGAUAUAGAUGACAAAACUACUGCUUCAGGUUUUGAACCAAUUGGAUUUGAUGCUAUGCUAAACAGUAGGUUAUCUGCCCCCACACCACCACGUGCAAUUAAAAUUCUUAGUUGGAAAAAGGGAGUUGAAUAUUUUGUAAAACUUCUUCAUGAUCUUGAUGUUAUUUGCUCUUACUCAUUGGAUCCUCAUUUAGAAAGUCUUUUGCGCUUUGUGGUUCAGUUCCAGAAAUCUCAACCUGAUUUGGUGGCACGAUCUCAUCUGCAGCUUCUAUUGGUUCAAGAUGGGAAACUCUAUGGACGCGAUCCUUUCUUUGCAGUGAUAAAUAAAGCUGCUGCAUUGCCUGAAGCCACCAAAAACCAUGAUAUUCAGAAGAAUGAAUCUUUUCUGCAGCUAGGAAUGUUGGUAAUGAAUUUGCUCAAAAUACUUUGUACAAAUGCUGCCUGGCAAAGGCGUAAGCUUGGCAAAUUUUUGCAAGAUUGGCGUGUUAUCUAUGUACAGCUUGAGCUUGCUUUCAGAAACGAGUAUGGAGAAGUCUCAAGCAGUUCAAAUGAUGAGAAUACAUGUAUGAAAAUAUUCCAACAUAUUCUCCUUUGGGUGGAAGAGCAAACAUUCUGGAUAGCAUUUCGAUUUCUCAUAUUGGGUUUUGAAUUGGAACUUUAUUCUACUGGUGAAUACUGCAUGGUAUAUUGGUACUUAUAUGCUGUCUUAAUCAAGCUCGCAGAGAAAACUCAUCUUAUGAUGGCUGUCAGCCAUGACACCGCUAAACGGAAGGGGAAGAAGAAAAAGGAUUCUCCUAAAGAUUUGGCUAGGGAAUCUCGGAUCCCACCAGCAGUCUUGUUCCUUCAAUGCUAUAUAUGUCUUGCUGAAGGACUUACAAUGAUGCUUGCUGCUUUGAGGAAUGAAAUCCCAGUCUUCCACGGUCCAAGCCCUUUUAAUACUGAGCACGAGAAAUUUGUUCAGCAUUUUGAGCUUUUACAAAGAGCCUGCAUUCCUGAUCAUGUUUCGUACCUGUCAUACAAAGAAUCAACAACUCAUGCUCGCUUUUCUACGCUAGCUAUGUAUAAUUACUUCAAGGAUGCUCAGAGGAUCGCAAAGGAGGUGAAGAGUAGCUUCUCCAACGAUCCAGAGAGGUUAGCUGAACUCCGAAAAUUAGAGCAGGUAGCAGAACACAACAGUGUUGCUCAAAAUGUCAUUUGUCGGUUAGGAGCUCUUGACCCUUCACUUAAGGUGUCAUUUGAGUUCAGCCAUCAUCCAUUCUUUGCAACUGUUGUUGUCAAGAGAUCUUAAAGGUGUUUACUUCUUUUGAUGAUCUCUACCAAUUUUGAAACACACAUACUUAGGAGUAAGAGGCAUUUGAGUCCCCUGGUGUAGCAAUUGUAAUAUUAGCUUGUUUUAAAUCAAUGUUCUUAAUUUUUACUAUAAAGUAUUAUAUGAAUAAUUCAGUUGGAAAUUAAAAGCUAGAAAUAA